ACCAAAAAUGGCCGACUGGUAGCCAUUGGCGUGGAUUGGUGUUGGACAAUUUCUGAGCUUUUCUCGUCUCCUUGGAUGUUUUGGAGUUAAUUUCAACAUGACACUUACUCCAAAAGAAUUAUCCUCACUCCUGAGUAUCCUAGCUGAAGAUUCUCUUGCUGUGGCGUCCUUUGAAACGAUAGCUUCCUCUUUACACCAGAGAUUUAACAAAAAUGAACAUUUCCAAAUUGGUAGCGCAAUGCUUAUGCUUUUACAACAACCUGACCUAUUGCCAUCAACCAGCCAAAGAAUUGUGGUCCUGUUUUUGUUGUAUGAAAUGUACAGAGCAGAGCCCAUAGCAAAUAACCCUUUUGCAUCUGUGUUUGUUCACGUUUUGAGCUCAAAUGAUGAAAACAGAGUGAGUGGUCUGGAAUCACUUCCAACACUGAGUCAAGCUGAGAAAUCUUUCCUUUAUCUUCUCAUCACCACUCCAUCAAGAGAUCUUCUAAAGAAAACUCCUCGUCAAGUUUUGGUAUUGGACUUUCCUGGAGGGGGGCAGAAUAUUGAUCUCAGUUCUCUGCAGUUGGCUCUGACAGAGAAAAAUUCUCAGUUGCCUGACUUGAGCUGCUGUGGACUGCCAGCAGUACUGGCUGAUGCUGACCCAGAUGCCAGUUCAGGGUUUGAUUCUACAGCAGCUUCACAAAUCACAGAGACUCUAGUCACAGGGCUGAAUCCACCAUCUGAGUUAAAUCUGAGACCAGUGUUUGCCAGAAUUCCUCCACCACUUUACUCCUGUGAUGACGAGCUUGUAUGGAUGAACCCUACAGGAGAAGUGCAUACAGUUGAAUGGGACAGUACCAUGUGUGUUACAAAUAGCGCAGGUGCCGAAGUUCGUCGUUUGAUGAACAAAGCUUUAAAAGCUCCUCUGGUGAUGCAACAACAACAGCAAGUCCUUAGUGAACUCGAAAAAGAUCCGAAGCUCGUAUAUCACGUGGGACUCACUCCUAAUAAGCUUCCUGAUCUUGUGGAGAAUAAUCCAUUGAUUGCCAUCGAAGUCUUGCUGAAGUUAAUGCAGUCCAACCAAAUAACAGAGUAUUUCUCCGUGUUAGUGAACAUGGAGAUGUCUCUGCACUCAAUGGAGGUUGUCAACAGAUUAACUACGGCCGUGGACCUUCCUCAAGAGUUCGUUCACCUUUAUAUCUCGAACUGUAUUUCUACCUGUGAAAAUAUCAAAGAUAAAUAUAUGCAGAACAGACUCGUCAGACUGGACCUUUUCAUCGAAGUUCAAGCGUUUUGUAUUGAGUUUAGCCGCAUCAGAGAAGCAGCAGGAUUGUUUCGACUUCUAAGAACCUUGGACUGUGGUGAAACAAGUCCUGCUGCCACAAAGUGAACAGGAAGACGUCUCAAUGUCAUAUACCACAUGAGAACGGAUGAUUAGCCUAAGGGCUUUAAAAAGGACUUACUGACCGUUUAGCGACAGGACGUUUUCUCUUCUGCUCCCGCCGGACAAUACUUAGGUUAAGGCAUGAACAAACGGCAAAAAUGAUCUAUCAUUUUACCCAGUCUUCCUGUAGUCUUUAAUUCAACCUAGAAGAAAAAUAGAAACUGCUCUCGAUGGUGUUGGCGAAUACAACUACCUUUUUCCUCUGUCGCUAUCACAAACGGCUAAAGCACAGUGAAACGGAAAGAAGUUCAAGUAUUUACAGGUCAAGCUAUCAAAAGCAGCUGGAAAAUAUUCAUUUAAUUUUAUUAUUGUGAGGAUUUAUGUUGUGCCUGUUAAUCACCAACCUGUAAGAAAAAAAAAAAAAAGAAAGAAAAACAAACAAAUCCUGUCCUGGUAGGUCUCCCCUUCAAGAGUCAAACGGAAUAAAUCGCAUUUCACUUCCCGUG
Molecule: messenger RNA, 1869 nt
Organism: Stylophora pistillata
Lineage: Eukaryota; Metazoa; Cnidaria; Anthozoa; Scleractinia; Pocilloporidae
Product: CCR4-NOT transcription complex subunit 11
Cellular component (GO): CCR4-NOT complex
Source: RefSeq, a predicted model, not a curated record